Messenger RNA from Ipomoea nil (Japanese morning glory), 936 nucleotides. RefSeq lists its product as uncharacterized. The transcript has 6 exons. Gene Ontology annotation, molecular function: protein binding. The record is from RefSeq and is a predicted model, not a curated record. The coding region runs from base 1 to 936 and encodes 311 amino acids. NCBI's taxonomy places the organism in Eukaryota, Viridiplantae, Streptophyta, Magnoliopsida, Solanales, Convolvulaceae.
AUGGGAAACAACAUCCCUAGACAACGACAACCUUCCUCUUCUGCAGAGAGGCGGGUAAGAAACAUACCACCCUCACAUUUUAUACUGAGGAUUGAAUCAUUCUCCAAACUUACCAAGAUGCUGUUCGAGGGGCAAACCCAAUUUUUCAACUCCAAAGUUUUCGAAGCUGGUGGCUACAAAUGGGUAUUCUCUAUGUAUCCCAAUGGUGUUCGUGAUAGUAAAGGCCACAUUUCUGUGUUUUUGCGUAUUCAAGACACAACUGCAUUGCCUUUGGGUUGGGAGAUAUACACAAAUUUGAAGUUUUUUUUAUAUGAUAAGAAACAUGACAGAUACACGAUUUUUCAAGAAUUUAGAAUAGACAAGUUUCAUUAUUUGAGACAAGAAUGUGGUAUCUCGAAAUUGAUCCCUCGCUACGAGUUUGAUGAUGCUGCGAAUGGGUAUCUUGUUGAUGACACAUGUGUUUUUGGUGUUGAAGUUUUUGUGCUACAUUUUAAAUCCGUCCAACAACAUUUGAGCCCUCCAGUCAAAGUUGGUGAAACCUAUACUUGGAAGGUAGCAGGUUUCAGUAAUAUAAGCAAAGUUUGUUGCUCCGAUGAAUUUACUGCAGCUUCCUUAAAAUGGAAAGUGGCACUCUGUCCUCUUGGAGGGAGUAAGAGUCCGAACGGGUUAAACCUUGGUUUGUAUUUGACGCUUGUUGAUCCAGAAGUUACCCCCAACGCAUUGCUUGUACAUUUUAUGUUAUCUAUAAGGAAUCAGGGGAAAUAUGGGAAGCAUCAAGUGAAGCAAUCUUGUUGUUGCUUUUUUACUUCUGGAUUUUGUUGGGGCUGGCGCUCGUUUAUGCCGCUGGCUGAUCUCCGAGAUUUAUCUAAUGGCUUCAUGGUUAAUGAUUGCAUUAUUAUUGAAGCACAUAUCAAGAAUGUGUCCAUCAUUCGGUAG